This is a messenger RNA of Equus quagga, 1197 nucleotides long. RefSeq names its product myeloid cell surface antigen CD33-like. The record is from RefSeq and is a predicted model, not a curated record. Lineage: Eukaryota; Metazoa; Chordata; Mammalia; Perissodactyla; Equidae. The transcript is spliced from 8 exons. Gene Ontology annotation, biological process: cell adhesion. Gene Ontology annotation, molecular function: sialic acid binding. Gene Ontology annotation, cellular component: plasma membrane.
AUGCUGCUGCUGCUGCUUCUGCCCCUGCUGUGGGCAGGGUCCCUGGCUCAGUAUGACAGAUACCUACUGGAAGUGCAGGAAUCUGUGACUGUGGAGGAGGGCGUGUGCAUCUCUGUGCCCUGCACCUUCUCCUACACCCAGUACUACUGGACUGACUCUGCCCCAGCUCAUGGCUACUGGUUCUGGGGAGGAGCUGAUACAAACCAGGAUGCUCCAGUGGCAAACAACCCAGCUCAUAAAGUGCAGGAGGAGACCCAGUGCCAAUGCCAUCUGCUCGGGGACCCCUGAACCAAAAACUGCUGCCUGGAUAUCAGGGAUGGCAAGAGGAGUGACAAUGGAAAAUACUGUUUUGGGGUGGAGAGAAGAAGUCAAAAAUGGGAUUACAGAACUAAACAGCUCUGUGUGCACGUGACGACCCUGACCAACAGGCCUCACAUCCUCAGCCCAGGGACCCUGGAGUCUGGCCACCCCAGGAACCUGACCUGCUCUAUGUCCUGGGCCCAUAAGUGGGGCAUGCCCCCCAGUUUCUCCUGGACAUCAGCUGCGUUCACCUCCUUGGGUCCCAGGACCCACCUCUCCUCAGUGCUCACCCUCACCCCAUGGCCCCAGGACCAUGACACCAGCCUCACCUGUCAGGUGAAGUUCCCUGCAGAUGUGGUCCUGGAAAGAACCUUCCAGAUGAAUCUCACCUUCAACUCCCCUGAUUGCUCUAUGCCCAUGGAUCAUGGCAUCUGGGGCCCUCACUGGACAGUAAGUCUUUCUGGGGCUUUAUCAGAAGUGCCCAUCAAAUUGUUGGCAGAGGAACCAGGGAUGAGGGCAGGAGUGAUUCAGGGGAUCAUUGGGCGAGCUGGUGUCACUGCACUGCUCGCUCUCUGCCUCUGCUUCAUCUUCUUCAAAGUGAAGACCCACAGUAGGAAAGCAGUUAAGACAGCAGUGGACAUGGAUGACAUCCACCCUGCUGUUGGAUCAGCUUCCCUGGUGGAUGACAUGGGCAUCUUGGUUCACCAGCACGAGUCCGAGUCAGAGAGCUCUGCUGACCUCACAAGCUCUGCAGGCAUUGCCUCCACCUUGGAGAUGGAGCAGGAGCUUCAUUAUGCCUCCCUCAGCUUUAACAGGAUGAAUCCUCAAGAGGGCACCUACAGGACCCAGGGGAGAACCAGCCAGAGCAAAGAGGAGGUAGCCGAGUUCCAAUGGUGA